GCGCUUUUGAGUGUUUUUCGUUUUUGUACGAUUUUCAUUCCUAAUUCAUUUUAAAAUAGGACAUAAUUAAAACUGUGAUGAGUAUUAUAAUAAGUAGAGUUUAAUUUUAUAAAUAAGUAUAGUAGUAAGUGUUUUUAAAGCGAGACACGUGGUAAUAAUAUUGCAAUAAUGUCGACUCGAAGAGCUAGAAUAAAAGCUGUUACUUCUUUGCCACCUAGAAGAAAAAAUGCUGCAGUGGCAGAGAAUAAGUUGAAGGAGGCUCCAGAUAAAAGUACUAAAAGCCCACGUACUCCAGUGUGUGAAAAUAAGUCGCCUCGAACUAAAAAUGUAUCGGAAUCUAAAUCUUUCGAAAACAGCGCUUAUAACAUGAUAGAUAAGUUAAAUUCAUUAGAAAAACCAUCCAACUUAAGUGCUACUCCCAUAUUAGAAAGUGUAAGCAAAUCGAAUGCACCAAUAAUACCACAUACUCCGGAAAAAGUAAUCUCGACAGAAAACAAGAGAAAUUCCUCCAACGUUUUCGCAUCACCUGCAAAGAAGGAGAGUCCUAAAAAAACGUUCGCAUCACCUAUCGCCCCCUCGCCGAAAGUAAUCAAGAGUUCUGAGUUAGUGAGACCACACACACCUCUAACCAGACAACCCACUGCACAUAAAAUAAGUGAUAAUAAUGAGUUGCAGAUUGCAGAAAAGAUCAUUAGCAAAAUCAACCAUAAUACUAAGUCUAAGAAGGAUAUUGCAAGUGAUGAUUACAGUAUACCAAGUGUCCCAGAAAGUACUGAUGAUGAAGCAAUGGAUGGUAUUGUUCCACUGAAACCUGCUGCUAGUGUUCCCAAGCCUAUUGAUGUCUUGAAGAAUGAGAUAAUAUCCGAAAAUGCUGAGGUUCUUUUUGAUCCUAUCAUACCAUUGCCAUCACCAAGCAAAGUCCGUCCUAAACUGCGUCCAGUUCCGAGACUGGGACCACAUAGAAGAAAUAGUGUACAGGGUAGUGCAAGUGAAUCAGAGGAUGAAAAUCGACGUGGCCUCCUUAACUCAAAAGAUCGACAGACUCAUGAUUUGCACACAUUGCAGUCUUUACCCAAUAGAGAUGUCAGUAGAGUAAGAAAUGAUUCUGUUUGCUCAAGUGUCAGCGCAGUGGUGGUGGCCGCUCCGCCAACAGCUGCGGCGUCCCCAGUUAGAGACAAGCAACAAAUUCACAAGAUGCGUCGUCAAGAGGAAUGUCGCCGCAGGAUGGCGAUGCGCCGGCGCAGGGAAAACGCCAAACGCGAAACACUCACCAUGUAUGACCUCAUCUUCUAUAACCCAACUUCGAAUCCCCUUGUGCUCACCGACGAUGAAAUUAAACUAAAACAAGCAAAAGAAAAACAAGAAGCGGAGAGGAAGACACAAGAGAAAAAAGCAGAAGCAGAGAAACCACAGAAAUCAACGAAAAAUUCGGCAGAGCCUGCACCCGUACCGCAAAUCAAGUUAGGACCAAAAGGGGAAAUCAUUCUCGACGAACAAAGUCUGGUUAUAAAACAAACGGAAAGCGAUCGACAAGUGUCAUCGGUUGUCCACGAAGGUGCUUGGGGAUCGGGAACGGAAUAUCGGAAGUACAACUUCUGUCGGGCGGCUGGUUGGACUGCGCAGGAAACUGUUCAGUUUUACCGCGCUCUGGCUGCACUGGGGACAGACUUCACUCUGAUGGCUCAGUUAUUUCCUGAGAGGACGAGAAAGCAGCUCAAACAGAAGUUCAAAAAGGAGGAAAGGCUAAACGGCGCUCAAAUAGACAAGGCGUUACGUGCAUCCGUACAGUUCGAUGUAACUCUGCUGAAGGAGGAGUUUGCGGAGGAACGCGCGUUUGCCGCUAAGCAAGCGGAACUCGAGCGGGAAAGGAUUAACAAAGAAAAACAAGCCGAGAAAAGUCGAUUGAGAGCUGCCAAGGAGAGUCGCAUGAGGCAAAGCCGCGGAUCGAAGGCCCUGGAAGCAGCCAAGGUAUCCGCACAUGAAAACGCCAUCAACACUGACGACAUAAUAAAACAACAUACCAGCAGAAAACGACCAAAUCGAUCAACGACACCGGUCACUCCAGAUAUAUCUAAAAUAGCGAUUAAUUCAGCCUUUAAAUCCAGAGAUAUAGAGGAUAUGGCAAACAGCAGAACAAAUACACCAAGCUUGCUGAUAAAAACACCGGAGGCAAUCAACGCUUUGCAAAUACCGAAAAAUAUAGAAAAUGGAUCAUUAGUUGUGCUAACUGUUAAUGAUCCAUCGUCACCGGCCAAGAAAAUGCUACAGACUUACAUAGCAAAUGGUCCAGGAAAGUUGACUCCCGUUGAUUUACCACCAAAUAUAUUGAACUAUGUAGUUGGAUACAUGAAAAAGGGUACUCCAAAAGGAUCAAAUCUGUCUUCGUCCCCACAGCUCAUGUCUCCGAGCAGUGUUACAAGUAUUGAAAGUCAUAAUAGUGCCCCCAGUGUGUCGGUGUUGCCAAACCCGGCUAAAAGACAACGGCAUAGUUCGUACACAAUUACUCAGCUUUGAUGUAGUAUAGUCUUUUGAAUUUUGAGCGGUGAUAGCCUAGUGAUUAAAGCUUCAGCUUUCCUCAGGGAGGGAUCCAGUUCUAUCCCAUGCUAACCUCUAGCUUUUCGUAGUUAUGCGUCAAUUAAACAACACUUUAAUAGUGAAGGAAACUCUUGAGAAAAUCUGCAAUCAUGACAGUUCUCCAUAAUGUUGUCAAAGGCAUGUGAAGAUCACCAGUCCGCAUUUGGCCAGCGUGGUGAACUAAGGCCUCAACUUUCCUCAUUCUGACAAGAGACCCUCACCAUGUAGUGGCUUGGUGAUACGUUGAUGGUUAUAAUGAUUACAUUUUGAACUUUUUAGAUGAAUAUACUAAAAGGAUCUAUUUGUCAUCUCCUCAUUUGUUAUCGCCGAGCAGUGUCACAAGUAUUUUCAAUCUUGUAUGACAUGUAGCGAAUGCUUAUUUUAAUCUAAUAACAGAGACAAUGCACUGCUUGACCGAAAUAGAUAAAACAAAAAAAUACAAAAUUAAAAAAAAAACGUGUAUUGAAAGCAAUAAUAUUAUUAAUAUUUACAUCUGGUGCUAAAAGAAAUUGUAAUGCAGUACAGUUAGUAGAAGAGUAAAUAAGUUGAUGAAGUUGUUGUUU
Molecule: messenger RNA, 3137 nt
Organism: Pararge aegeria (speckled wood butterfly)
Lineage: Eukaryota; Metazoa; Arthropoda; Insecta; Lepidoptera; Nymphalidae
Gene: Bdp1
Product: transcription factor TFIIIB component B''
Exons: 9
Coding region: 169-2514 (781 amino acids)
Biological process (GO): RNA polymerase III preinitiation complex assembly
Cellular component (GO): transcription factor TFIIIB complex
Molecular function (GO): TFIIIC-class transcription factor complex binding
Source: RefSeq, a predicted model, not a curated record